Molecule: messenger RNA, 477 nt
Organism: Fraxinus pennsylvanica
Lineage: Eukaryota; Viridiplantae; Streptophyta; Magnoliopsida; Lamiales; Oleaceae
Source: the annotation of a GenBank genome assembly
AUGGCUCCAACACCAUCAUCAAAAUUGAAAACAGCCCACCAAUCGAAGACUCCCCAAUCGAAGCUUCGCUUGAACUUUUCCAAAGAAAUCGCCUCCCCCACGAUGACCGCCGUAACAGUCGAGCACCCGGUGGAAGUGAUAGGCAGAAUCCGCAACAAUCUAGAUCAGAAAGACAAGUCUCUUCCCACCCAAUCAACAGUACAGAUCAACAAAACUGCCACCACAACCACCAACACCACUGCCACCACAACCUCACCACCACAACUAAAACGUCGCUGGUUGUGUGCAAUUGUUCUCAGAUCAAAUCCAAAAAUCAGAACGCUUGUCGGCUUCCGUCGGCUUUACUUCGCCACUUCGGCCGCUUCUCAACCAAUCUUCUUCGUCUUCCUUUUCCCCGUCGAAUGUUUCUGCUUGACCUUGCCUUCAUCCGGCUUCGAUAGCUGCACCACGAUCAAAGGCUCGAUGGUAGAAAACUAA